Messenger RNA from Saccostrea cuccullata (small rock oyster), 965 nucleotides. Its product is annotated as snaclec 3-like. The record is from RefSeq and is a predicted model, not a curated record. NCBI's taxonomy places the organism in Eukaryota, Metazoa, Mollusca, Bivalvia, Ostreida, Ostreidae. The transcript has 4 exons. The annotation marks the transcript as partial.
AUCCCUUUGUUAUGCUUUCAAACCAGCAAGUACAAUCAAAAGAUAGCAGGAACUGAGUGCAAUAUUUCAGUGGGAAUGACUUUUACUGAUAAACAAUGAACUAUCUUUCGUAAUAGUAAGAUACUCAGUAGCGGAACAUACUUUAAGUCAUUCCUGAUGAACAUGGAUCAAUAUCUCUGCUUUUUAUUCAUUUCACUGAUCAAGAUUGUUCAUAGUUUGCCCGCUGACAACUGUCCGUCACAUCUGAGUAAAAGCGACCUGUAUACAUACGGGGAUUUUUGUCUGAAGGUGCAUUAUGGGAACUACGACUGGGAUGACGCAAGACACAAGUGUCGUCAAGAGGGCGGAGACUUAGUUCAGAUCCGGGAUUCUGGGAUGCAGCAUUUUCUCCAAAGAGUUUUGUCAGGUCAAAGGUCAGAGGAGGACGGGUUCUGGAUUGGGGCCAGCGAUAGGGACUCAGAAUCACAUUGGAAAUGGGUCUCAGGUGAUCCUAGAAUGAGCUACAGUAAUUGGGAGUCUGGACAGGGACCAUCUCAAAGUGGCUUUUUCCUCGCCAGUGGAACCAUUGAAGACUGCGCUCUUAUGAGAGUAGACAGUGGAUUUAGAUGGCACGAUUAUGACUGUAGCAGUAUAUUCUACCAUUAUUCAUUCAUCUGUCAAUACAGCAAACUGCAUCAUACUACACCAGGAAACCAUCACACCGAUAGAACAACAAGUAAACCGCAAGGGUCUACCACAGUAUUUAUAAACCUAACUUCUCCCGACACCACGCCCUUCAUACCCGACACCACAAUAUACUCCACACCACCGAAGACUGAUGCUCCAAUAGACACAACCCCACCCCCUACAGACGCCCCAGUACCCACAACACCACCUGAAACUGACGCCCCUCUCUCCUACCACGGACAUGUUUACACAAGCCCCGUUUCCUACCACCAUGUUGCCAAAGACCACGCCUCAACCUA